Pseudogymnoascus verrucosus is the source of this 909-nucleotide messenger RNA. RefSeq lists its product as uncharacterized. Lineage: Eukaryota; Fungi; Ascomycota; Leotiomycetes; Thelebolales; Thelebolaceae. The record is from RefSeq and is a predicted model, not a curated record. The coding region runs from base 1 to 708 and encodes 235 amino acids. The transcript has 2 exons.
AUGUUCAAAGAAGCAACACGCGAAGAAUGGAUAGAAGCCCGCAAAGCCCUCCUCGAAAAAGAGAAGGCCCUCACCAAAGCCUCCGACGAGCUCUCCGCCCUCCGCCGCCAACUCCCCCACGUCAAAGUUGAAAAAAACUACACCUUCGAGGGUCCUAAUGGCAAGCUCAAAUUAUCAGACCUCUUUGAAGGCCGCAAACAACUCAUAAUCUACCACUUCAUGUUCACCCCCCCCUCCACCACCGGCUGCAUCGGCUGCUCCUUCUUCGCCGACAACCUCCCUUCCCACCUUGAGCACUUGAACUCCCGCAACACAACCCUAGUAUUGGUAUCCCGCGCGCCCUACAGCCUGAUCGCCCCCUUCAAAAAACGCAUGGGCUGGACGAUGCCCUGGUACUCAUCCUCGGACUCAGAUUUCAACUACGAUUUCCACGCCACGAAUGACCCCGCCGUGGCGCCCAUGAUGGUGAAUUGGGAGAGUGCGGAGGCGCUGAGAGAGAGAGGGAAGGGGGCGUAUGUUGAGGGGGAGCAGAGCGGGGUUAGUGUGUUUAUUGUUGGGCCGGGGGGUGGGGUUUAUCAUAGUUAUUCGACGUUUGCGAGGGGGCUGGAUGGGUUUUUGGGGACGAAUAGUCUGUUGGAUGUUACGCCGCUUGGGAGGCAGGAUGGGGGAGGUUGGUGGAAGUUUCAUGAUGAGUAUGAGGAUGAGUAGAGACGUGCGUGUCUCAUGGGGACUACUGCGAGGAAAUUUUGGAGUGGGGAUGGUAUGAUUCGUCCUUGCUUGAUUGACACAGGGGGACUGUUCAGUAUGGGUUAAUUUAUUCCGUUAAUUUGAAAUGUUAUCCGCACAGAAUUGUUUUUUCUAUACUAAAAUCAUCAGCUACUCGAUAGUACCGUAAUGAGAACCCUGUCC